AUGAAUCUAAAUAAUAUUAUAAAUUCAUUGGUUAGUAAUGAAUUACUUUAUAAUAAGAGUUUAGAAUCAUAUCUUAAUCAAAACGAAACAUGCAGCAAUAUAAUAGAAUCACAAUUCAGUAAUAAAUCUUUAUAUGAUAAGAGCUUAAAAGCAUCAUUUAGUAAUGAAUCUUUAUAUAAUAAGAGCUUAGAAGCAUCGUUCAGUAAUGAAUCUUUAUAUAAUAAAAGCUUAGAAGCAUUAUUUAGUAAUGAAUCUUUAUAUAAUAAGAGCUUAGAAGCAUCGUUCAGUAAUGAAUCUUUAUAUAAUAAGAGCUUAGAAGUAUCGUUUAGUAAUGAAUUUUUAUAUAAUAAUAGCUUAGAAGCAUCAUUCUAUAAUGAACCUUUAUAUAAUGAAAGCUUAGAAUCAUCAUUUAAUAAUGAAUCUUCAUAUUAUGAGAGCUUAGAAAUAUUAUUUAGUAAUGAACCUUUAUAUAAUAAAGACUUGAAAUUAGCAUUUAGCUAUAAACCUUUAUAUAACGAAGACUUGGAACCACAUUUAGCCAUGAACCUUUAUAUAAUAAAGACUUGGAAUCAGCAUUUAGCUAUGAACCUUUAUAUAAUGAAGACUUGGAAUCAGUAUUUAGCCAUGAACCUUUAUAUAACAAAGACUUAG
Molecule: messenger RNA, 651 nt
Organism: Dentiscutata erythropus
Lineage: Eukaryota; Fungi; Glomeromycota; Glomeromycetes; Diversisporales; Gigasporaceae
Source: the annotation of a GenBank genome assembly